UUGCCACUCACACUCAUCCUUAACUGGCGCCCUGUACCAAAGUUGAAUCAUACUUAUUUUGUAGCUGAAUGUUUGCCUUCGUUUCAUAUUGGUAUAUAUUUAUCUGAACUUGCAUCCCAUCACACUCGAUCGCAGGAAACACACCUUAAACAAUAACCAAAUCGUCUUUCCUCCUAUAUGUCUUUCGAUAUCUAUCAGGUUUCCAUAUUGUGACCAUAUUCUUUCGACUACUGCUAAGGUCUGAUCCGGCAUUUGUAUCGGAAGCCUUGUUUCAGUUCCCGCCGUAUCAGAAUCAUGAAGGUGUUCUCCUCGGCUUGCACUUUCAAUUAUUCUUGGGAAGAAGUUUCGACGGCGAACUGGCGCAAGUACUGCCCAUGGAAUGACAAGUCUACCCAUGUUGUGGGGGUUGAUACAUUAUCUCGCACGGUUGACUCCCAGACUGGCAUCUUACGGACGGAACGCCUAAUCACCUGUUCACAAUCUGCACCGCAAUGGGUUUCUUCGCUAUUCGGAGGCGAUGCGACUUCACACGUUUACGAGGUCUCGUAUGUUGACCCGGUUUCGAAGAAAGUAACCAUGUCCUCGUCCAAUCUCACAUGGUCCAACCUCCUAAAUGUCCGAGAAACCGUUAUAUAUAAGCCAUCCAUCUCCAACCCAUCUUCGAUCACGGAUUUCAGCCAAGAGGCGAAGAUCACUGCGCUUUGCGGCGGGUGGCAGAAAAUUAAAAAUAAAGUGGAAGAGGCGAGCGUGGAACGAUUCAGUCAAAAUGCAAUCCGGGGCCGUGAGGGGUUUGAGGCUGUCCUCGAGAUGAGCCGGCGAGUUUUCAGCGAGCAACGUGAGCUGAACAAAGAGAAACUUCAAAUUUGAAGUCUGACACUUCGGUUGGAAGCGUUCUCGAUACUGGGCUAUGCUCCACCACACCACUCCAUAUUGAGCAUUUGCAUACUCGGCACCGGCGUUCAUGAACAUUCUCAAAAGUCCCAUUCAUCUCGAGCGCACGGCGUGGCUUGGCGUUUUUUGUUCUCCUUCUCGGGUGUAUUUCCAUUAUGACCUGUUUUUCUGUCGACCCAUAGCAUCUGUUGUUGUUUUGCAAGCACGGUUUACGAUUAUGUAUUAAGAAAAAUAAAUAGUACAGUGCGAUCUAAUAAGAUAUUAGACAGAAGCAG
Messenger RNA from Aspergillus campestris IBT 28561, 1166 nucleotides. RefSeq names its product putative mitochondrial protein sorting (Msf1). Bases 295 to 867 code for a protein of 190 amino acids. Gene Ontology annotation, biological process: phospholipid transport. Gene Ontology annotation, cellular component: mitochondrial intermembrane space. Gene Ontology annotation, molecular function: phosphatidic acid transfer activity. NCBI's taxonomy places the organism in Eukaryota, Fungi, Ascomycota, Eurotiomycetes, Eurotiales, Aspergillaceae. The record is from RefSeq and is a predicted model, not a curated record. The transcript has 2 exons.